Microthlaspi erraticum is the source of this 534-nucleotide messenger RNA. The record is from the annotation of a GenBank genome assembly. Lineage: Eukaryota; Viridiplantae; Streptophyta; Magnoliopsida; Brassicales; Brassicaceae.
AUGGCAGCGGCUAAGACAGCUGUGUUCUGGGACAAGGAAUAUUGUCCCGUCCCUAAAGGUCUCAAUGGUGAAAUGGUUUGGAGAAACAUCAAAUCGUCCCUAGAGAAGGCUGGUUAUCAUGGUCCGGCCUCAAUCACGGCUUACGUUGACGAUGAGACGAAUCGGAUCCAGAAUCAUGACUUGGCGUUUGCUGGAAUCAAGCUCGGGCACGUACCAGGAGGAGGCAGAGGAAAGGGUCGUGCGAGACAUGAGGCUAUGAGAUAUGACAUGUGGGGUUGGGCCGUUGAAAAUGAGAAAUCAAAUUUGAUGGUCAUUACAAAGUUUGUCCGAUAUAGCACCGUUGACGCAUUGCGGAAAAGAGGUUGGAACGUUCUCUUGGGAUGGCCUGAAAACGGACCAGGGGAGAUAAGUUGCUGUGCAACUUUGACAUGGUCCUGGAAAAGCCUAGCAGCUGGCGGAGAGGCGAUCGGUAGUAAGCCUGCUACUUGUCCUAGUUGCCUUAAGCUCCAAGGCACAGCCGCUGCUGAUCAGUAA